AUGGCUCGCCCAGACUCCUUGCCUACUAGGCUUCCUCGUAUAAGCACACCCUCCUCCACGGGUUAUCACAAUUCAUCUACUGUUUCUACCACAUUUUCUGCCCAACGAAACCUCAAUUCUUCACGGCCGUCAAAAGCACAUAUAGUUGAAGGUAACAAAAUGAUGCGCAAUAUUGAUCGCCCCCCGCCCGGUGAUCCGAUGACGACCCGCAAGUCUCAAUUACACCCGGACCUCAGCAAAAAGAGAAGCGCCUACUUCGAGAGUGAAUUUGCAGCGACCAACCGAGAUCCAGAUCCGGUCAAGGCUCGUGUACAAAACGAAGCCAUUGUCAUGGCCGAUUUGAGAACGAAUGUCAUCAUCAAGGACGAGUUCUCUUUUAUAACGGAUCUUUCAUACCACCUAUCCAACAGAUAUCAAAGGCCGAUAUCUUCCAUUGUCAUCAACGUAAAUCAUGGUUGCUGUAUGAUGUUUGGAGGAACCUUCGAUCCGGCAUACACCUUGACAAUACACGCACUUCCCUGUUUGGUCCAGCCGACCACCAACAAGAGGAAUGCGGCACUCAUUCAACGGCAUGUCCAAGAGACAUUAGGAGUUAUCAAAUCUAGGGGCUACGUGCGUUUUGUCGCUACCCCUGAAGAAAAUGUCGCCAUCGGAGGCAAGACCGUUGCUGCCGAAAUCGAUGAAUCAAGUAAUGCCAUGAUCGAGGACAAGCCUGCCGAGACUAGAAAGCACGCCAAGUCAAAUAAAAGAAUUGGCGUCAAGUCUUUUGGUGGGUUUAGGUCAGCUUCUAUGACAGAGCUUGCCAAGGUUCCUACGCCGCCACCAAGUAUCUCGGACGAGACUACACCCAUCACAACAAUUCCGGAAGUACCUCCCACACCGCCCGAAGACGACAGGUUGGGCGAAUUAGUGGAGCAGAAACCGGUGAAGACGGCGCCGCGCCGCAGAAGUCUCCGAUUUAGCCUCUUUAGUGGAAAGGCAGUGGCCUGA
Molecule: messenger RNA, 990 nt
Organism: Hypoxylon fragiforme
Lineage: Eukaryota; Fungi; Ascomycota; Sordariomycetes; Xylariales; Hypoxylaceae
Product: Tautomerase/MIF
Exons: 3
Coding region: 1-990 (329 amino acids)
Molecular function (GO): phenylpyruvate tautomerase activity
Source: RefSeq, a predicted model, not a curated record